This is a messenger RNA of Vanessa tameamea, 1903 nucleotides long. Its product is annotated as luciferin 4-monooxygenase-like. NCBI's taxonomy places the organism in Eukaryota, Metazoa, Arthropoda, Insecta, Lepidoptera, Nymphalidae. Gene Ontology annotation, biological process: long-chain fatty acid metabolic process; fatty-acyl-CoA biosynthetic process. Bases 208 to 1776 code for a protein of 522 amino acids. Gene Ontology annotation, molecular function: long-chain fatty acid-CoA ligase activity. The record is from RefSeq and is a predicted model, not a curated record. The transcript is spliced from 11 exons.
CUGUGAUGACGAGCAGACGUUUUAUCCGUUAACUAAAGUCACUCGUAGUUGAGACGAGUCACAAGUCGCUCUAAGAUAUAUUUACCUUGGAAAAUUUACAAAAAUUGCGAUAAUCGCACACAACGAAAAUAUUUAAAAUAAAUUAAAUCCUGUAAUUGUACGUCGGACUGAUAUAUUGCUGUGUUAUUUAUAUAGUUCGGUGUCACCAUGGAUAUCGGUCCGGACUAUCAUAUCGGUCAUUUGGUUUUUGAACAUUUGAAACGAUACCCGGACGUCGUUCUUCAGAUAGAUGCUGCAACUGGUGGGGAGGAAACAUAUGCGUCAGUAUUAUCGAGAUCUAUUCGUCUCGCGAGAUCUCUCAGAGCUAUUGGUUUGAAACCGGGAGACGUAUUAGCUAUUGGCGGAAGAAACCACUUAAAUAUUCAUAUUCCGUUUUACGCGGCUCUCUUUAAUGGCUUACCGAUUGUGGGCGUCGAUCCGUAUUUCAAAUACGAGGAAAUAUAUACACUGUUCAAAAGGGUAAAACCGACAAUAGCAUUUUGCCAGACUGAAUCCAUCGACAUUUACGCGAAAGCUGCAAACGCUCUUGGAUUAGACAUAAAAUUGAUUGCAUUCGAUGGGGAGGAGUCUACAUUAACAAAGUUUGUGCAGAAAUAUGACACUGGGCAUCCGGAACCAGACUUUCAAGUAGCGGAGUUCGAUAUUGACAAAAUAUAUGUAUUUCUGAUAACCACAAGUGGUACCACGGGCAAUGUCAAGGCAGCAGCGUUCAACCACAAGCCCUUCAUGACAAAAACGUUGGCAAUUUUGAGAGUAUACAAUCAACAAAAUCUGAAAGGAGAAAGGUCAUUAUACUUAUCCCCUGUGCAUUGGGUGUCAAGAUUCUUUUCAACUACCUUCACGCCUCUUGUGAGCAGCACGAUGAUUCAAACGUCGAAGCCGGAUAAUGCUGACCACCUGGUUGAUAUUAUCAACAAAUACAAACCUGAAUCAGCUCUGUUCAGCCCAACCCAUAUGUCAUAUUUGGUGAGUCGGAAGGAUGAAGUGGACCUGACGUGCUUUCGAAGUAUUAGUCUCACUGGAUCCAAAAUCUAUCCAGAUGUUCUUUUGAGUUUUAAGAAACUUUUAUCCAACGAUAUGGUUGCUGUAGAGGCGUAUGGGCAGACUGAGAUGAUAGGGCCUGUUCUCCUACCAAACCCUGCGGGACCGAAUGGAAAUUGUGGAACUGGACCCAUACCAGGCUACAGUGUUAAGUUAGUCGAUGUCGAUAGUCGAGAAGAAAUAAAAGAGCCGAACGUGACGGGCGAAUUGUUGGCCAAGGGAUUAAGAUUUACGGAAUAUUACAAUGACCCAGAGGAAACUGCGCUGGCCUUUACGGAGGACGGAUAUUUCAAAACUGGGGACCUAUUGUAUCGAGAUGCGGAUGAUAACUACUUCUUCGUUGAACGUAUCAAAAGCCUGAUCAAAUAUAGGAAUUAUCACGUGUUGCCGUCGGAGAUAGAACAAGUGAUAGGCUCGCAUCCAGGAGUGGCAGACGUUUGCGUGGUCGGGCUGCGCGACGUGACGGACGGCGAGCACGCGGCCGCGGGCGUGGUGCGCGCGCCGGGCAGCGCCGUCACCGCGCAGGAGAUCUGCGACCUCGUGACCGAUAAACUAUCAAAAAACAAAGAGUUACGAGGUGGCGUUGUUUUUUUAGAAAGUUUACCGUACACGUCCACCGCGAAGAUCGCUAGAGGGAAACUUAAACAGCUGAUUGAAAAUCGCAACGGAAAAUAACCAAAAAGGUUCAAUAUUCUGAGCCGAGUUUAAAAAGAAAAAUUAUCAUUUCAGCUUGAUUUUCUUUAUUAUAUAAUUGUGAGGAUUCAUAUUCUUCUGUUCUGUAUCAUUUAAGCAGGAAAAGACU